GUUCCGAAUAGGUUGCUUAUACUUAAGCUUACUCCUAUCGGACGUUUAUGUAUUUUUCUAAAGUAAAGGUUUCCUCUCGAGAUUAAUUGAUCAAUAAUUAGUUAAUAUCAAUUAAUCAUUAAUUGGUCUUUUAUUCUCGUUAGGUUUUUCCUCCGUUUCAAACGGUUGAACCGGCUGCCGCGGUCAGGGACUCAGUUCUCAGUCUUCUACGUUCUGUGUAUCUUCUGUAUUGCGAAUAUUUUUUGCAAUUUAUAAUUUUCUAAGAAAAUAAUUAACGUGUUAAUUAUCAAUAACAAUAAAAAAAAAUGAAACAAAAACUAAUGGAGGAACUAAAAAAAAUUGAGUCCCCUUUUACAACAUGGGAAUUGGAUGAAAUUAAAAAUGUCAUAAUUAGUCACGAUGAAGCAAGAACUCAUGAUGACGAAGAUUUUGUUCCAUUGUUAAAAUGGAUUCGUUUUUUGGUGGAAGUUUAUGAAUUUGUACAAAAAAAAACAUUAAAAGAUGCAAAAGAAUCUCUUAAAUUUGCUGAAGAAAUUUGGGAUUCCGUUAAAGAAAAACACAAGAAAAAUGUUUCUAUUGAAGUAUUGGAGAACAUUUACAAGGGUACAAAAUGUUUUUUGUUAAUGGAAGAGGAGGAGUUUAAUGAAAUUGACAAAAUUUUAAAAACCCUCAAUAAAAAUGUUGAUUAUGAUAAAAAUGAAAUCGACAGAAGUACAUUGAAUGGUUGCAAAGGUGUUGCAUGGUCAAAAUUUAAAGACGCAGGCGAUAUGGGAACUAAUAAAGCAUUAGAUUUUAUUGAUUUGGCAAUUAAAGAUAAUUCAAAUUGUGAUGUUUGGCAUUUUAUGUCAGGAAAAAAUUUACGACGUCAAAGACGUAAUAAAUAUUUUUUUUCUGAACCCACUGAAAAAGAAAUAUUUGAAUUAAAAAAAGCAUAUGAAUUAUCAAAAGAUCCAACUUAUGGAAUUUAUUUAGGGCAAAUGUAUAAGGAAGCAGGUAGAAAACCUGAAGCAGUAAAAAUAUAUAUAGAAAUUUAUGAAACCAAACCUGAAAGUGCAAAUAUUAAUUUGCGAUUGGCACUUGGUUUUAUAAGAACACGGAAUCUUCAAUCAGCCAAAGAAUGUUUGGAUUUUGCAGAAAAAAAAGUGCCUGAUGAUUCAAUGUUUCUACAUUACAAGGGAAUUUUUUUGGAAAAAUUAAAAGAAUAUCAAAAAGCUGCUGUCUAUUUUAAAAAAGCUUCAACUGGUCACAAUUAUGCGGCUGAAUGUUCUUAUUUAAAAUGUAAAGCCAAACUUGAAGAAACUGAUGAUUUCGUGAAUGAUAUAAAAAAAAUGUUGAUAACUUAUGAAAAUUAUGAAAGUAGAACAUUGGAUCUCACUCUACAAUUGGCUGCUUCUUAUUAUUUGUGUAAUCAUGAUAUUCCAAAUGCUGCAAAAUAUUAUUUGGAAGCACUUGAAAAGUCUCCCAAUAGUGCAGAAUUUAAGCGGCACGCUUGUUUUCUUCUCAGCGGUCAAAUUGAAGUUUAUAGAUAUCUUAAAACUGAUUUUUUGCCGAAAGCUUUAUCUAAUCUCAAUUUAGAUAGUGAGACAAAAGAAACUUGUAUGAAAAUAAAACAAAUCUGUACAGAUUAUUAUCAACAACAAAUGGAAAAGGCCAAAUUGGGUUUUCGUCAAUUGAAACUUUCGUAAAUUUAUUUACAUACUUCAUUGUAAUUGUUUUUUUUCAAGUUUUUUUAUAUAAUUUUUAUAAAAAAUGUAUUUUGAUUACGAGUUUAACAAACUAAAAUUAAGUUUAACAUUAUAUACUAAAUAUUAUGUUAUAAUAUAUUUUACUCUAAAAAGAGAUAAAGAGUUAUAUAUUAUAUAUUAUAUAAAAAAUUAUUUUGUGCAACAUUAUGCAACGAAAAGAUAAAAAUUUAUGUUUUUUUUUAUAAAAGUAUAACUGUAAAAGUUAUAAAAGUAUUCAUAUGCUAUACAUACUGUAUAUUGUAUAAUGCCAAAUAAAAACCAUUUUCCUUA
Molecule: messenger RNA, 2015 nt
Organism: Leptopilina boulardi
Lineage: Eukaryota; Metazoa; Arthropoda; Insecta; Hymenoptera; Figitidae
Exons: 7
Coding region: 306-1685 (459 amino acids)
Molecular function (GO): protein binding
Source: RefSeq, a predicted model, not a curated record